Molecule: messenger RNA, 1008 nt
Organism: Saccharomyces paradoxus
Lineage: Eukaryota; Fungi; Ascomycota; Saccharomycetes; Saccharomycetales; Saccharomycetaceae
Gene: HIS2
Product: histidinol-phosphatase
Exons: 1
Coding region: 1-1008 (335 amino acids)
Biological process (GO): L-histidine biosynthetic process
Cellular component (GO): cytoplasm
Molecular function (GO): histidinol-phosphatase activity
Source: RefSeq, a predicted model, not a curated record
AUGCACUCACACCAUUCACAUUCCGGCGACUAUAGUGCCCACGGUACGGACCCUUUGAAUUCCGUGAUCGAUCAAGUGAUCAAUCUUAACUUUCACACGUACUGUUUGACAGAGCACAUACCAAGAAUUGAGUCCAAGUUCAUAUACCCCGAAGAACAGGCAUUGGGUAAGAAUUCUGAAGAAGUCAUAGCCAAGCUAGAAACAUCCUUCAAAAAUUUCAUGAGUCAUGCGCAAGAGAUCAAGGCUCGUUAUGCUGACAAACCUGAUGUUCGGACUAAAUUCAUUAUAGGUAUGGAGAUCGAAAGCUGUGACAUGGCUCAUAUAGAAUAUGCGAAGAGAAUCAUGAAGGAGAAUAGUGGUAUUUUGAAGUUUUGUGUGGGCUCGGUCCAUCACGUCAACGGGAUCCCCAUUGAUUUCGACCAAAAACAAUGGUACGGUUCAUUACAUUCUUUCAAUGAUAAUUUGAAAGAUUUUUUACUAUCUUACUUCCAAUCACAGUACGAAAUGCUGGCCAAUAUUAAACCAUUGGUCGUUGGCCACUUCGACCUUUACAAAUUGUUUCUGCCCGAUGACAUGCUGGUAAAUCAGAAAUCGGGCCAAUGUGAUGAAGAAACUGGAGUUCCUGUAGCUUCACUGGAUAUCAUCAGUGAAUGGCCCGAAAUAUACGAUGCAGUCGUAAGAAAUUUACAGUUUGUAGACUCUUAUGGGGGCGCAAUUGAAAUCAAUACGUCCGCAUUAAGAAAGGGCCUCAAGGAGCCGUACCCCAGCAAGACCUUGUGUAAUCUGGUUAAGAAGCAUUGCGGAUCUAGGUUUGUUCUAAGUGAUGACGCACACGGCGUGGCGCAGGUGGGCGUGUGUUACGCCAAGGUAAAGAAAUACAUAGUAGAUGUGCUACAGUUAGAAUACAUAUGUUACCUUGAAGAGCGCCAACCACCGCAGAAUGGGCUAUCUAUAAGGAGAUUACCGAUUUCGCAAUUCGUUAAUGAUCCCUUUUGGGCCAAUAUCUAA